Tupaia belangeri chinensis (Chinese tree shrew) is the source of this 978-nucleotide messenger RNA. RefSeq names its product von Willebrand factor A domain-containing protein 5A. The transcript has 6 exons. NCBI's taxonomy places the organism in Eukaryota, Metazoa, Chordata, Mammalia, Scandentia, Tupaiidae. The record is from RefSeq and is a predicted model, not a curated record. Bases 1 to 978 code for a protein of 325 amino acids.
AUGGACUACUUGCCUCUGUGCCUGGCACCAUUGAGGGCCUUCACAUGUAUUAAUUCACAUACAAUGUGUAGGUAUGAUGUUCUCACUUUAAAAGGAGAGUACCGAGGCUCAGGGAAUUCUGUUCUGUCCCUUGAGAAAGAAGAGAAGGUUCUUCUGGAGACCUUCUUUGUGUUCCCCAUGGAUGAAGACUCUGCUGUCUACAGCUUCAAGGCCUGGGUGGAUGGGAAGAAAAUUGUGGCAGAACUACAGGACAAGAUGAAGGCCCACACCAAAUAUGAGAAUGCCCUCUCCCAGGGCCACCAGGCCCUCCUGCUAAAGGAGGACAAGUACUCCAGGGACGUCUUCUGUUGUAACAUAGGGAACCUCCAACUUGGAUCAAAGGUCGCACUCACACGGCAGUAUGUGCAGGAGCUGCCCUUGGGAGCAGAUGGGGCCCUGCGCUAUGUGCUCCCGGCCAUUCUGAAUCCUAGAUAUCAGCUCUCUGGUAAGAAGACUGAGGACAGUUGUGUUAACAUGAAGACUCCGAUAGUUCCUCCGGAGGACCUGCCCUAUACACUCAGCAUGGUCACCACUAUCAGUUCCCAGCACAGUAUUGAAAGGGUGCAGUCCAACUGCUCCUCAAGUCCUGUCAAGUACCUGGGAGAUGACAAGACCGCUGCUCAGGUCUCCUUGACUGAUGGACACAAGUUUGAUCAAAAUGUGGAACACCUGAUCUACUACAGUAGGGUGCAGCCCUCCACUGUGGAAAUGGGGAUGCUUGUCAUGGAGCCAGAGUGUUUGAUGGGAGACCCAUCAGCAAUGGUGAGCUUUUAUCCAGAUAUCCCAGAAGCUCAGUCACCUGUCUGUGGAGAAUUUGUCUUCCUUGCGGACCACUUGGGAAGUAUGCAGUCCCCAAUGAGUGUCCAGGACAGAUCUCAGCUGCAUAUAGAGGCAGCCAAAAUAAAUACUGUCCCUUUGGAUUUAGAAAUGACUGUAUAG